Molecule: messenger RNA, 397 nt
Organism: Hermetia illucens (black soldier fly)
Lineage: Eukaryota; Metazoa; Arthropoda; Insecta; Diptera; Stratiomyidae
Product: cysteine-rich venom protein 6-like
Exons: 2
Coding region: 61-345 (94 amino acids)
Source: RefSeq, a predicted model, not a curated record
CAAAACCCUCAGUCGAUAUAAAGCGAGCUGGUUUUACAGGGAACAGGAAUUUUAAAAACAAUGAUAGCUUCCCAUAUUUUUCCACUGAUUGUUUUUGUUGCGGUUAUUGGCGGUAGUCUCUCGGACCCAGAAGAGUGUGGAGAAAACCAGGAAUGGAAGGAUUGCGGCGCCUACUACUGUGAAGAUACAUGUUAUGGAGUGGUGAAGCACCUGUCAUGCAGGGGUAUGAUAAAUUUUACAUGUAAACCUGGCUGUUUUUGUAAGCCAGGCUACGCAAUUACUUCAUUGAAUUACGGUGACUGCAUCACAUACGAUGAAUGUAGUAACCUUGUCUUUAUUGAUUGAAAUGUAAGUGUACUUCAGGAAUAAUAAAAAGGAAGUUUAAAAUCUAGUCUAA